UAAAUUUCACCAGAUGAGAAUUGAAAGCGUUGAAGCCAUGCUAUGCCUCCGCGCAGCUUUGGUGCUGCUGACGCUGGUUGAAGGUGUUUAUGCUUCUGUUUCUACCAGUGAAGUGGAGAUGCAAGAGGAGACUGAGAUGAUGUCAAUGAAACAGGAGCUGCUGCAGUACGGCGUCCGGCACGUGAAGGCUGGAGAAGAAUAUCAUGCAGCGAAUCUCUCAGCAGUAGAAGAAGAGCUUGAGGAGGAAGCUCUUGCCAGACAGCUACAGGGUGAAGCAGAUUCCGUGUCAAUGCAGCAGAUUCUUCAGCAUCGCUUUCAGCUUCUUUCCAAUCCCACAUGGGAGGGUGAAGGGAGUCAAGUUGAUUGUCACAAAUAUCCCAUGUUUUGCGACAAGAAGUUAAAUUGUGCAGAGGAUCCUUGGACGCCAGCUGAGAAAUCAGCGAUGGACUCCCAAAUUGCCCUACGUGGCAAGGCAAAUAUCAGAAGCUGGUGUCGCGCAUAUCCAAUGUAUUCGACAUCUGUCCAGCGGUGCAUUGUGGAGGAAAAUCCGCGAGGAUAUGCCCAGGAGCUCCUUAGCACUCCAUCGAAUGACUAUCUUUCCUCGAGGUUUUCAGAUGUUUUCAGUAGUGACUGGUCAUAG
Cladocopium goreaui is the source of this 640-nucleotide messenger RNA. The record is from the annotation of a GenBank genome assembly. Lineage: Eukaryota; Dinophyceae; Suessiales; Symbiodiniaceae.